Messenger RNA from Lathyrus oleraceus (garden pea), 964 nucleotides. RefSeq lists its product as uncharacterized. NCBI's taxonomy places the organism in Eukaryota, Viridiplantae, Streptophyta, Magnoliopsida, Fabales, Fabaceae. The transcript is spliced from 2 exons. The coding region runs from base 63 to 605 and encodes 180 amino acids. The record is from RefSeq and is a predicted model, not a curated record.
CCACCUAAGGUAGUAGUAUGUAUACUUUUUCUUCAAGUUUCUUAUAGUACAUACAUGCAUUAAUGUUGAAGCAAAGAAUCAAACCUUAUUGUAUAACACAGGAAAAUACCAAUCUCUUUUCUAACCAACAAAUCCAUUACACUACUCAACUAAUUCAUGGUAUAAGGUUAUGGUUUCUACCUGGACUAAAAGAAAUUGCAAUAGAAUUGAUCCCUCAACCAAACGAAUCACGCUUUGGAAUGGAAAUCAAACGAACCGAAGAGGGCUUUGUGUGCAUCUAUUCGGUGACGAAGGACACGUCAGCAGAUCGCAGUGGGUUAAGAGAGCUCCAUGAAGAAGCAACUGCGAACGGUUUCCUUCUUGUGAUCUCUCGGUUAGAUGACAAGAGCACAAUACCUACAAGUGUUUGUUCUGAUGGUCUUGUACAUUGUUGUGACCAUGCUGAAAUUAAGGACCUUCUCAUUUCUGCAAUAGAUCAAUAUGCGACGAUUCAACUUCACGUCAUGGCUUACCCAAACCAAACUCAUCCUUCUCCAAAUCAUUCUGUUGGAUUUACUGCUCUUUUACCACCAGAAAGAUCGUUCGCUACUCAUCCCUAUGAUUAAGAGUUCUCUCCACCAUUUCAUUCCUUCCUUAGAGUACAAGCUAGUUUGCAACUUAGACAGCAUCAUUAGCCUUCUGGCAUGAUAUCAAGUGAGUCAUUUUUGAAAUCAUGUAUACUACUACUAUCAUGAAAUACUUUUGUUGGAGAGUCUGAGGUAGAGGUAGACAGGUAGUCCAAGAACAAAAUACAUAGUAACAUCUUCCUAAGGUUCUUAACGAACCGGAAGAUGCAUAUAUAAUAAUGUAUUAUGGCUUUUAGUCUUGUCCAAGGAACAAAUUUUGCAUCAUUGAAUCUUUCUAUUUGCGUCUCUUUUUACUCGGGCCAAUAGAAAUUCUCCUUGAUUUUUCCUCUUCAAAUAUA